Messenger RNA from Schizophyllum commune H4-8, 570 nucleotides. RefSeq lists its product as uncharacterized. The annotation marks the transcript as partial. The transcript has a single exon. The record is from RefSeq and is a predicted model, not a curated record. NCBI's taxonomy places the organism in Eukaryota, Fungi, Basidiomycota, Agaricomycetes, Agaricales, Schizophyllaceae.
CCUUCCGUCAAUCCGGUGAUCAAGCCGUCCGACCUGCCGUCCUGGGACGGCAAUAAGGAUCGGGCCAUAUCGUACUUUGGAGCGAUUGUAGAACUAGCGCGUAAUGGAGGACAUUUGCCACGAGCUCUGGGUGAAUGGCUGUGGACUCGGUUGACCCCUUUUUCUUCGGUGCACCAGUGGUAUCUCUCUCAGAGUGAGGCUCGUCGAGACCACAUGAGAUUGAGCUAUCGUAACUACAUCGACACGAUCUGCGACCACUACUUGGGCCCCGCCUGGGUGGAGGACCUAGACACCACCUUCAUGACGCAGCGGUUCCGAGACGCGCGACAUCCGAAAGAGUCACCACAAGACUACCUCUACCGUCGCAUCCAGUUGUCGAGGAUCCUGGGAUACGCAGAAGAGGAUUCGUUGGCCGAGGCUCGGCUCCUCAUGAGCAAGGCUCCGAAAGGGUGGAAGUUGGUCCUCACCUUUUCUACGGUGAGGUCGACGGACGAGCUCUCGGGGCGUAUCAUUGAAUUCUCGAGUGAUCUCCUCGACGUCUGGAGAAAGAACCGAGCAGCAGAGGCGGAA